AUGAAGCGCUUUGUCUACAUAAAUGACGAAUCGUACCAGAAUGACUACUGUGAUAAUCAGAUUUCUAACACAAAGUAUACCUUAUGGAACUUCCUGCCCAAGAAUCUAUGGGAGCAAUUCAGGCGUUUCAUGAAUCAAUAUUUCCUAUUGAUAGCAUGUCUCCAACUGUGGUCACUUAUUACUCCUGUAAAUCCUGCAAGCACAUGGGGCCCACUUAUAGUAAUUUUCGCCGUUUCGGCAACCAAAGAGGCCUGGGAUGACUACAAUAGGUACAUUUCAGACAAGCAAGCGAAUGAGAAGAAAGUGUGGAUUGUAAAGAAUGGUGCACGCAAACAUAUUCAAGCACAAGAUAUCCGUGUUGGUAACAUAGUAUGGAUUCGAGAGAAUGAAGAAGUUCCAUGUGACCUUGUUUUAACAGGAACUUCUGAACCUCAAGGCAUUUGUCAUGUUGAGACAGCUGCCCUUGACGGGGAAAUUGACUUGAAAACAAGAGUAAUUCCAACAACAUGUGUAGGACUGGACUCUGAACAAUUGCACAAAAUAAAGGGUGUCAUUGAGUGCCCAAUCCCAGACAAAGACAUAAGAAGAUUCGAUGCAAACAUCAGGCUGUUUCCUCCAUUUAUUGAUAACGAUAUUUGUCCAUUGACUAUUAAUAACACAUUACUACAAUCGUGCUACUUGAGAAAUACAGAAUGGGCUUGUGGAGUGGCAGUUUAUACAGUUCAUACUCAGUUCUCUCUGGAGGGCGAACAUGUUGACAAUGUAUGUUUGAAGGAAAGACUGUGUCUACUAGAUAACACCCUGCGCGUAGCUGUGGAAAUUUAUAGCAAUGAAAUUAUCAAAAUAACAAUAAGUAGAAUACAUGAAAAUAAUACCGCACCAUGUUCUCACCAUAUGAACGGCAAUGAGACUAAGUUGGGGAUGAGUAGGGGAGUCCCAGAACCCAAGCUUACUGCCAUGGAUGCAAUGAUUGAUAAGCUUACUGGUGCGAUAUUCUUAUUUCAACUUGCAGUUGUUGUCGUUCUUGGAUCUGCAGGCAAUGUUUGGAAGGACACUGAAGCUCGGAAGCAAUGGUAUGUCAAGUAUGACGAUGAUGAACCAUGGUAUCAGAUUUUGGUUAUCCCUUUGCGGUUUGAGCUAUUGUGUUCAAUUAUGAUUCCCAUUUCAAUAAAGGUUUCACUGGACUUUGUUAAAAGUAUGUAUGCAAAGUUCAUAGAUUGGGACGAGGAGAUGUACGACCAGGAAACAGAUACACCUGCUCACGCAGCAAACACAGCAAUUAGUGAAGACUUGGGACAAGUUGAGUAUAUUUUGACAGAUAAAACUGGGACUCUGACUGAGAACAAAAUGAUCUUCAGAAGGUGCUGUAUUGCAGGCACCUUGUAUGGGAAUGAAAGUGGAGACGCGCUUAAAGAUGUUGAACUGCUGAAUGCUGUUGCCGAUAAUUCGCCCCAUGUCAUUAAAUUCUUGACAGUCAUGGCACUUUGCAAUACAGUUAUUCCUAUAAAAAGUCCUAGCGGAACAAUAUCAUAUAAAGCUCAGUCCCAGGAUGAAGAUGCUCUUGUUAAUGCAGCAUCUAAUUUGCAUGUGGUGCUUGUCAGCAAAAAUGGAAAUAAUGCUGGACAACAAAUAAAGACAUUUGUUGACGCGGUUGACAAAUAUGCUCAGCUGGGAUUACGCACACUCUGCUUGGGAUGGCGUGAGCUAAGUUUGGAGGAGUACCUAGAAUGGUCUCGGUUAUUUAAGGAGGCCAACAGCGCGUUAGUUGACCGGGAGUGGAAAGUUGCUGAGGUUUGCCAGAAAUUAGAGCACACCUUGGAUAUACUUGGUAUCAGUGCGAUAGAGGAUCGGCUCCAGGAUGGUGUGCCAGAAACUAUUGAAAUACUGAGACAGUCAGGAAUCAAUUUUUGGAUGUUAACUGGAGAUAAACAAAGCACUGCUAUUCAAAUAGCUCUUUUGUGCAAUUUAAUUUCUUCAGAGCCCAAGGGUCAACUCUUGUAUAUCAAUGGGAAAACCGAAGAUGAAGUUGCCAGGAGCUUGGAAAGAGUUCUACUCACUAUGCGGAUAACUUCUUCUGAACCUAAGGAGUUAGCGUUUGUUGUGGAUGGAUGGGCUCUUGAAAUUAUUCUAACACGCUACAAGGAAGCUUUUACGGAACUAGCAGUUCUUUCAAAGACAGCAAUAUGCUGUCGUGUUACACCUUCACAGAAAGCACAGCUUGUCAAGCUCCUAAAGUCAUGUGACUAUCGAACUUUGGCAAUUGGCGAUGGUGGGAAUGAUGUCAGGAUGAUACAGCAGGCUCACAUCGGUGUAGGGAUUAGUGGUAGAGAAGGUCUUCAAGCAGCAAGGGCUGCUGACUAUAGCAUCGGCAAGUUCAGGUUCUUGAAAAGGCUCAUUCUUGUCCAUGGACGAUACUCAUACAACCGUACUGCCUUUCUUUCGCAGUAUUCGUUCUACAAGUCAUUGUUAAUUUGCUUUAUUCAGAUACUUUUUUCUUUUGUUUCAGGUAUUGCCGGAACAAGUUUAUUCAAUUCAGUUAGUUUAAUGGCCUAUAAUGUCUUCUACACAAGCAUUCCUGUUUUAACUACUGUUCUGGACAAGGAUUUAUCUGAAAAGACAGUGACACAAAACCCAGAAAUUUUACUAUACUGCCAGGCUGGAAGGCUUUUGAAUCCAAGUACUUUUGCUGGUUGGUUUGGUCGAUCGUUAUAUCAUGCAAUUGUUGUUUUCUUAAUCACCAUUCAUGCUUAUGCCAAUGAAAAAAGUGAGAUGGAGGAGUUGUCAAUGGUUGCUCUCUCAGGAAGUAUUUGGUUGCAGGCUUUUGUCGUGACACUGGAGAUGAGUUCUUUCACUUUUCUGCAGUUUCUGGCAAUAUGGGGAAACUUCGCUGCUUUCUACGUCAUAAAUCUCUGUAUCAGCACCAUACCAACUGCUGGGAUGUACACCAUCAUGUUCCGCCUUUGUAGACAGCCGUCAUACUGGAUAACAAUGCUGCUAAUCAGUGGAGUUGGCAUGGGUCCUGUAUUAGCUCUGAAAUAUUUCAGAUACACAUACAGUCCGAGUGCGAUUAACAUUCUUCAGAAGGCUGAGCGAUCUCGUGGGCCAAUGUACACCCUGGUAAAUCUGGAAUCUCAACUCAGAUCAGAGAAAGACAAUUCGACCAACGCCAGUUUGACAGCGCCAGUCAAGAAUAAGAAUUCAGUUUACGAGCCCCUACUGUCUGAUUCUCCUAUGGCAUCCAGGAGAUCACUAGCAUCGUCAUCAUUUGACAUCUUUCAGCCAGCUCAAUCAAGGGUACCUGCUGCUUAUCCCAGAAAUAUCAAAACCAGUUAA
Triticum turgidum subsp. durum (durum wheat) is the source of this 3333-nucleotide messenger RNA. The record is from the annotation of a GenBank genome assembly. Lineage: Eukaryota; Viridiplantae; Streptophyta; Magnoliopsida; Poales; Poaceae.